This is a messenger RNA of Striga asiatica, 3518 nucleotides long. The record is from the annotation of a GenBank genome assembly. Lineage: Eukaryota; Viridiplantae; Streptophyta; Magnoliopsida; Lamiales; Orobanchaceae.
UGCAUCACUCAAAUAAUCAAAAUGAAACUAAACUAAGUCAGUCACAGGUUUUCUUCAAUCACAGUCAUAAACCCUUCGUCAGCAUCCAAAAAUGGCUCACUCCCAAUUGUAAUCUCUGAGAUAGAGAGAGAGAGAGUAGAAAUCCAACGCACAGCAGCGGCCUUUUACGCCGUAGAAUCUCUUAACGAAGCUCACCCUAUCUGCCAAAAGUUUAUUUUUGCUUUUUCUCUGUGCUGGGACCUGCCGAAAGUAUUUUCCUUUUCUCUUUUUUCUGAUUUUUUUUUUCCUGGGUUGGUGGGAAAGAGGUCAAGAAAUGGCGGAGGUGGCGCCGCAGCUGACGCCGGAGGAAGAGAAGCAAACCAUUAGGGAUAUUGCUGUUGCCGCCGAAGCCCAGACUAAAGUCGGCGAUAUAUUCUAUCUAAUCAACCAACGCUUAGUCCAAAUACUGGGGGGUGGCUGGCUUGUUCGGCAGUGGCGUUUGGAAACUUUUGCUCCAUUAGUUGACAAGAAAGAAAUUGUUCUGAUGGAUUCCCUCAACAGUUUCUCUUUUAUUAUCAGCUACCAGCAUAUGAGAUUUCUGGUAAUAUGGUGGCAUGAUUGGCUCGGGUAUGUAAAUCAAAGCCAAACCAGCAAUGUGAAUGAUGGAUCUUCUUCUGAGCAUCAUGAUUCUGUUAGCUCAACUCUAUUGAAGAGGCCGUCUUACAUUGAUAAUUCUGACUUAAUAGAUGACUCAGUAUCUGAGGACUCUGCUGCGGGUACUGAACUUCAUGAUACCUUAGUUGAAGGCACUGAUUAUAUACUGCUGCCACAAGACGUCUGGAAUCAGUUACAUUCAUGGUAUGGAGGUGGUCCUAUGCUGGCUCGAAAUGUAAUCAACACCGGGCUUUCACAGACAGAAAUGUCAGUAGAAGUAUAUCCUCUACGACUCCAGUUGCAUUUGAUACCCAAAGGGGAUCGUACUUCGAUACGAAUUAGCAAAAAGGAAAAAAUUGGUGAACUUCACCGAAGAGCUUGUGAAAUUUUUGAUCUUACACCUAAGCAAGUGUCGAUUUGGGAUUACUUUAGUCACCAAAAGCAUGCACUGAUGAACGACAUGGAAAAGACACUUGAUGAUGCAAAUAUCCAAAUGGAUCAGGAUAUCUUGGUAGAGGUUAAUGACGGUAAAACAGGGGCUGUUUUGAGCUCCAAUCACGAGAACGGAUCUGCACAAAAUGGGAGCCUAGGGACUGCACCUUCACAGUCAAAUCUUCAAACUUCUGGAGGUUUAUCUGCAAGCAAGUAUUCAUCCAGAAAUGGCAAUUCAGAAGUCCAGUUGCAGAACUUAAAUGCGGAGAGGGCUACAAGGGGGUCUUCUUGUGGUCUCACUGGACUGUUGAAUCUUGGGAACACUUGUUUUAUGAACAGUGCAAUACAGUGCCUCGUCCAUACACCAGAAUUUGCUCAGUAUUUUCGUGAAGAUUACCAUCCAGAAAUAAAUAAACAGAAUCCUCUGGGGAUGGUGGGUGAGCUUGCUUUGGCAUUUGGUGAAUUACUCAGAAAAUUGUGGGCACCAGGGAGAGCUCCAGUUGCCCCUAGGCCGUUUAAAAAUAAGCUGGCUCGCUUUGCACCACAGUUCAGUGGAUGCAGUCAACAUGAUUCACAGGAACUCCUUGCUUUUCUGUUAGAUGGACUUCACGAAGAUCUUAAUCGUGUCAAACACAAGCCAUAUAUAAAGUCGCGAGAUGCAGAUGGCCGACCUGAUGAAGAAGUUGCAGAUGAGUACUGGGCAAAUCAUAUUGCCCGCAAUGAUUCAAUCAUUGUGGAUGUAUGCCAAGGUCAAUAUAAGUCAACUCUUGUUUGUCCUGUAUGUAACAAGGUUUCUGUUACUUUCGACCCGUUCAUGUACCUGUCCUUGCCACUUCAACCAGCUACCUCUCGUAGUAUGACUGUAACUGUUUUUACUUGCAAUGGAAGUGCUCUGCCUUCGGCUUACACAGUAACUGUACCGAAGCAGGGGCGUUGUAGGGAUUUGUCUCAAGCGCUCAGUAAUGCUUGUUCUUUGCAAAUAAACGAGAAGCUUCUGCUUGCAGAGAUAAGAGGUCACUUGAUUUACCGAUUCCUGGAGGAUCCAUUGAUAUCACUAUCUUCCAUUAAAGAUGAUGACCACCUCACUGCCUACAAGAUCCCUAAAGUUCAGAAGAAAACAAAGUUCCUCCAGUUAAUACACCGACGGGAAGAACAACACGGUUCUGGAAAUUCUCAAAGCACUGUCGGGUGGAAGCCUUAUGGAACCCCUCUCGUCUCACCAGUAUCCUGUGACGAAACCAUCACCAGAAGCGACAUCCAGCGGAUAGUUCACACUAUGCUCUCCCCAAUGCUAAGAACCAAAAACCCCGGACAAGUAACCGCCAGCAAGGCAUCAUCAGCUCAAUCUCACGCGGAUCCUAAAGCUUCUGGUCCAAGAAAAGGUGAUGUUGGGGCCUCCAAGCUUCCACUGCAGUUGGUAGAUGAAAAUAACGCUUGCAUUGAUCUAACUGUUGGUGGUGAUAUGGUGGUCAAGCUGUCCUCGUCCUCCAUGUCGAUUCUCGUGUUUGUUGACUGGUCCCAGAAGCUUUUGGCAAAUUACGAUACUACCCAUAUCGAGAAUUUGGCGGAAGUUUGUAAGUCCGUGCAUGUGAGCAAGAAAGCUCGCAAUGAACCUCUUUCGCUGUACACUUGUCUUGAAGCUUUUCUCCGUGAAGAGCCAUUGGUCCCUGAGGACAUGUGGUACUGCCCUCAGUGCAAGGAGAGGCGCCAGGCAAGCAAGAAGCUGGAUCUUUGGAGGCUCCCCGAAGUUCUUGUUAUCCACUUGAAAAGAUUCUCUUACAGUAGGUCCAUGAAGCAUAAGCUCGACACUUUUGUGAAUUUUCCCAUUCAUGACUUUGAUUUGACGAAUUAUGUUGCGAACAAGAACAAUACCCAGCGUCAGAUCUAUGAACUCUAUGCCUUGACAAAUCACUAUGGUGGCAUGGGAAGUGGGCAUUACACGGCACAUAUUAAGCUUUUGGAUGAGAACAGGUGGUACACUUUUGACGAUAGCCAUAUCUCACCAAUCAACGAGGAUGAAGUUAAAUCUGCUGCUGCUUAUGUUCUGUUCUAUAAACGGGUGAAUAAAGAUAGAUCGUCUGCAAGUAAUGGAAUUCACCCUACAAUUGGAGGCCAAAACAUCUCGACUACUAGCUAGCAAAGCUUCGGUAGGCACUUUAUCUAUUUGUCUGUAAAUUUGACCUAACUGAGACAGUUUCUGAUAAAAAUAUACUUAGAAAACUUUUUGCGAUCCAUAUGGAAUUAAGAGGGCACAGUUUUCAGCUUAGGGCAAGAACACAGCAGUCCCAGAUAGAAUUUUUGCUUUUACCAAAAUGCAGUAUUGUUGUGAAAUACUCUGGGCUUUUGAGCUGUGUAGGGGUAAAGAAGAAAUUCCCUUGUAAUGUUUUUUGCAUGUGGUGUUAAUAAAUCAUAGUGUAUUGUGAAAUAUGCCCCUUUUUUUUUUUGCUUACAAA